Juglans microcarpa x Juglans regia is the source of this 1500-nucleotide messenger RNA. Its product is annotated as probable glycosyltransferase At5g03795. Gene Ontology annotation, molecular function: glycosyltransferase activity. Lineage: Eukaryota; Viridiplantae; Streptophyta; Magnoliopsida; Fagales; Juglandaceae. Bases 79 to 1341 code for a protein of 420 amino acids. The transcript has 5 exons. The record is from RefSeq and is a predicted model, not a curated record.
CUAGUCAUCUACUACUCCACUUGCUAGUGAAUCACAACACAGCAGCACCAUCGCCGGCACCGCCAACGCAAGCGAGCAAUGUCAGCCUGGAAAACAUCCCCGGCGGUGUCCUCCUUGCCGCUCUGCACAGUCCAAGGUUCUCUCCUCACCCUCGCCAUCCUAACCCUCUUCUCCUUCACCUAUUUCUCCUUCAAUUCUCUCCGCUCCCCUCUCUCUUCCACCUCCUCUUCUUCUUCAACCACUCAGCUUUCUGUUGCUAAAAUGGUUCCUGGAGAUCAUAUGGUGGAGAGGCAUUACAGGCAGGCAGAGCGGCUUUCGGUUUACCAUUCCCCUGACGUUUUCCGGUUCAAUUAUGCCGAGAUGGAGCGCAAAUUUAAGGUGUACAUAUACCCGGACGGGGAUCCCGAUACGUUCUACCAGACGCCCAGGAAGCUCACAGGGAAGUACGCCAGCGAGGGCUAUUUCUUCCAGAACAUUCGCGAGAGUCCCUUCCGCACCGAUGAUCCCAAUCAGGCUCACCUCUUCUUCAUUCCCAUCUCCUGCCACAAGAUGCGAGGCAAGGGAACUUCUUACGAGAAUAUGACUGUAAUUGUCCAGAAUUAUGUGCAAAGCUUAAUUUCCAAGUAUCCUUACUGGAAUCGAACCUUAGGAGCAGAUCAUUUUUUUGUCACUUGUCAUGAUGUUGGUGUUAGGGCUACAGAAGGUGUUCCGCUUCUUGUAAAGAACUCAAUUCGGGCUGUGUGCUCCCCAAGUUAUGAUGUUGGAUUCAUUCCACACAAAGAUGUUGCCCUUCCUCAAGUACUGCAGCCAUUUGCUCUUCCAGCUGGUGGAAACGAUCUUGAAAACAGGACAACACUUGGUUUUUGGGCUGGACAUCGGAACUCCAAAAUCAGAGUUAUACUAGCACGAGUUUGGGAGAAUGACACAGAACUUGAUAUUUCCAAUAACAGAAUAAAUAGGGCUAUGGGACCACUGCUAUAUCAAAAGAGAUUUUAUACAACUAAGUUCUGCAUAUGCCCUGGUGGUUCCCAGGUUAACAGUGCUCGCAUAACCGACUCAAUCCAUUAUGGAUGUGUACCUGUGAUAUUGUCAAAUUAUUAUGACCUGCCAUUCAAUGAUAUUCUUGAUUGGCAUAAAUUUGCUGUCGUGCUUAAGGAGAAUGAUGUAUACCAGCUUAAGCAAAUUCUCAAGGACAAAUCUGAUGCCGAGUUUGUUGCACUGCAUAAGAACCUAGUUAAGGUCCAGAGACACUUCCAGUGGAACUCUCCACCCAUCAAAUAUGAUGCAUUCCAUAUGGUCAUGUAUGAGCUUUGGCUGCGCCACCAUGUCAUCAAAUACUGAUUUGUUUAUAAUUCCAGCUAGCUUUCUGUACAUUUACUGGCUAGUAACCCAAAAGCUUGUAAAUUGUCAUACACAGUUCUCUCAUCUUUCAUAGUUAGCUUAUGAUGAAGGGAAGUAAAGUUACUAGUUCCCCAACAGGUCAUUACAUGUUCUUUUGGU